AUGUCCUUUGCUCAACGCUACGACAACCUUCAUUCCUCGCCAGUCUCUUCGUCCGCCUCGCUGGCAGCAUUGGACUUCCCUAUCGAUACCGCUGUUGCUUUGCAAGUUAAGCGUGGACUCCCGACUAAGCAGAGGUUGAAGGCAAAGGUAGCUAGGCGUGCGCACGAUACAGGCCCUGCUCUUCACUCUGCACGACCGCCUCCUCUUCUCUCUCCUCGUCGGCCCUCUUUAACGAAACAACCACGCAAGGUCAUCGUUCCUCAAAAUCAUCGCUUCCAGUCUCGUGCACCUUCCACCGCCACUCUCUCACGUCAAUCUAUAACCUCUACGCAGCAAUACUUGGAUCCCUUCCUCUCCAUUAGCGGGCGUAUAAGGCCUGAUGAAGACCCUACCUUGGUGUUGCCGUGUUCCAGUCCUUGUACUCCUGCCCUCCGAUCCACUUCUGUGUCUUUCGAAGCCAACGAUAUAAUUUCGCUUGUCCAAGAGCCUUCUGCAUUAUCCUUACUUGCAACCGUCGCCUUUGAUGCCUCCUUUCUUCCUAAACCUCCAGCGAAGCACCAACCACCCUCGGACUUGGCAGUGCUCGCUUGUGUAGCUGCAGCACAACCACUUCCACUCGCACAGCCCAGCAACAGACGACGCCCAUGGGAGCUGUAA
Mycena indigotica is the source of this 657-nucleotide messenger RNA. RefSeq lists its product as uncharacterized. The transcript has 2 exons. NCBI's taxonomy places the organism in Eukaryota, Fungi, Basidiomycota, Agaricomycetes, Agaricales, Mycenaceae. Bases 1 to 657 code for a protein of 218 amino acids. The record is from RefSeq and is a predicted model, not a curated record.